Molecule: messenger RNA, 8508 nt
Organism: Plasmodium relictum
Lineage: Eukaryota; Apicomplexa; Aconoidasida; Haemosporida; Plasmodiidae
Product: conserved Plasmodium protein, unknown function
Exons: 1
Coding region: 1-8508 (2835 amino acids)
Source: RefSeq, a predicted model, not a curated record
AUGCUAUGUUUGGAUAAAGAAGAUGAAUUAAAAAUAUAUAAAAAAUUUAAUUUACACAGUUAUGAAAAUAGAAAAAAUAAUAAUUCAAAUGAUGAAAAUUUUAGAAAUGAGGAUAAAUUAAAAUAUGUAAAUAACAACCAAAAUGAUGCUAAUUUAAAAAGUAGAAAAAAUAUAAUCGAUAUAGAUAUAGGAGAUGAAAUAAUUUACACAAACACAAGCACAUGUAACUCAUUUAUAUAUGUAAUAACAAAAUUUUGUUUCUACAUUUUUGAUAAUUAUGAUUUUUCUUUUAUUAAUAUAUAUGCUUUAAAAUAUGAUCAUAUAAAUAAUUAUGGAUGCCAUAAUAAAGUAUUCUUAUCAUCAAUAGAUAAUACUAUAUAUAUCAUAAGCAAAAAUUUAAAAUAUGUGUACACUUAUUAUAUAGUUAAUAAAAAUGAUGUUGUAAUACUAGAUUAUGAUAAGAAUGCUCAUUCUUUUAAUAUUAAUGAACAUUCUGAUGGUGAUUUAAGCGAAAACGAAAAUGAAUAUUAUGAGUAUAUUACCUAUAUAAAAAACAUUUAUAGGAAAAAAAAAGUACAUAAAAAUUUAAGUAUUAAACUUAUAACAAUGUUGUAUUUACCUAUUACAUCAAAUUGUUUGAUGGUUACAAAAAACAAUAUUUUAUUUUUUUCUCAUGAAACAGAUGAAAUAUUUAUUUCAGAUAAUGUUCAAAAUAUUUUAUCUAACAGCCCUCUUUCAAAAAAUGAGAAAAAUGUUAAUAAAGUUGUUAUUAAUACAAAAAUAGUCUGUUUAAAAAAUAUAAAAUAUAAAAGAAAGAGAAAAAGAAAAAAUAAAUACAGCAACAAAAAUAAAGCAAAUAAAGAAAUUAAUUUUAUUUCCACGCAAAUUAGAAAUUCAAAUAAAAAAUUUGGAGUAAAAAAUUGUCAUAUCUAUUAUUCAUUAAAAAAAGGUAAAGUUAGAAAAUUUAUAAACAGUAAUUUCACAUAUCGAAAUGUGAUUAAGUACUGUAGUAAAAUAAAAUAUAAUAUAGCACGAAAAUGCAAAAAGAAAAAGAAAAAAAAAGAUUUUUAUCCGUUUUACUUGUAUAGUAUUAAUAAAGAAAACAAUUUAUAUUCUUUUAUUAAAAAUAAAAAUCCUGAUGAUGAAAAAAAAAAAAAAUACAAAAAUAGUAUUGCUAUAAAGGGAAUUAUAAAAGUGGAGUUUAAUGUGCAUAAUGAUUAUUUAUUAUUAUUAAGCAGUAGCAAUGAUCUAUAUAUUUUUUCCUUUUUUCAUAAUUUUUUUAAUUUUUCAAAAAAAAGAUGUUGUUAUUAUUCUGGUAAAAAUGUUCAUAAGAAAAACUACAGAAAAUAUAAUGAAAAAGUAAGACAGGAAAAUGAGUUAAAAUUUGAGGAAGAUAAAAAAAAGAAAGUUACAAAAGUAAGAACCCAGAAAAAGGAUGUGAUUGGUCUAUAUGUAGGUUCUUCUAUAAUAGAUGUAAGCCUAAAUAUUUUUAGAAAAAUCAUUUUAAUAAUAAAUAAUGAUUUAACUAUAAAAGCUUAUAGCACAUAUCCAUACAUAUGCAAGCAUACAUUUAAAAGAUGUUUAUUUAGCAUAAACAUAUUUAAUAGUAGUAAUGAUAAUAUUUACUAUUAUAAUUUUUUAAUUUGGAAUAAACAGUAUAAUUUUUUUCUUUUAUCUUUUAACGAAAAUAAUUAUUACAUUUUUAAUACAAAUGGAACACUAUAUUAUUCUAUGAAGAAUGAUUUCUGUAAACAUAAGGAAAAAAAUGAAAAUAAUAAUGAACUAAAAAAGUUUCAAAUGGAAUAUUCUAUGCAUUUUAGCACUUAUAAUCCAGAUUUCAUACAAGACAAAAAUAAUAAUUUUAUAACAAAUUCAAGAAGUCAUUCAAGUAAUAAUUUAUAUACGGAAAAUAUUAUCAAUGAUAAAAAAAAAAAAAAUCGUCUUGAUAACUUUUUACUAAAUAAUUCAAAAAUCAUUCGAAUAACAAAUAGUGUUAUGAACAUAUCAUUUGUUUUUAAUGAUUUUAAAUUAUUUUACAUAAAAAAUAUGGAUGAAAAUUAUUAUUAUAUUAAUGUAAAAAAAAUUCUUUAUUUAAAUGAUAUAUAUAGCAACAAUAAAACUUUUCAUUAUAAUAGCAAUUAUUACACAAAUCAAAAUUGUAAGAAAAUAUAUAUUGGUUUAAAUAACAUAGUUAUGUUUGAUACUAAUAUAAAUAAUUAUAAUAUAAAUGACUAUGAAAAAAAUAAUGUAAAUAUAAAAGAAAUAAUAACUCCAUUUAAAUUUAUUAAGAAGUCUUAUUUAAAUUUUAAUAACACACAUAUUUUAAUUAUUUUUAAGAGUAUAUGCAUAUAUAAUAUACAAAAAAAAAUAUUUUCUUAUUUUUUGGACGAUUAUUUAAAAUAUUUUUUUCAUAAUUAUCCAUCAGGAUGGCUAUUUGAAGACAUUUUCUUUGUUACCUGCUUGCAUAAUAAAUACGACGAAUACAAUUUUAAACAUUUCAAAAAAAAAAAUGAUUAUUAUAUUUUUAAAAAUAACGGUUCUGAUAAUAGAAAAAUAAGGAAAAAAGAAAACGUAAAUUUUAAAGUGUAUAAUAUAAAUUAUCACACAGAUGUAAACAUAGAAUACGAAGAAAAUAUUGAAAAUAAAAAUGAAGAAUAUUGUGAAUAUGAAGAUGAAGUUGAAGUUGAAGUUGAAGGUGAAGUUGAAGAUGAAAAUGAUGAAAAUAAUGUAGAGGUUCAAUCUGAAGAGGAAGAAUGUGAUUUAGAAGAAUUAAGAAUACUAAAUUAUUUAUUUAAUUUUAAUCAUAAUGAAAGUGAUACGUAUUUUAAAUUUUUUGAAGAAUAUUUUAAUAUUAAUAAAUGUAAUUUGUAUACAAAACCUUUUUCUUUAUUUUAUGAUAACUUUUUUUUAAAAAAGGAUCGUAAUGUAUUUUUAAAAACAUUUUUGGAGCAUAAGAAGGAUAAAGUAUCAAUAAAUUAUGAGGAUGAAAAGUCUUUUGAUGAAAUUAUAGGCAAUGAAAAAAUUAAAUGUUCAAAUUCUUUAUAUUAUUUAAAUAUCUUGAACAAAAAAAUUAUUAAAAGUACAGAUUUAAAUAAUAAAUUGGAUAUUAAAAAAAAUGAAAAUUUAGAUGACACUUGUUUGAAUAGUAAUAUAAAUGAUAAUUAUAAUGUGUAUGAUUUAAGUGAAAAUAGCACAUCUUCAAAUAAUGAAAGUACUUGCAGAUAUAAAAAGAAUGAAUUUAUUAAAAGAAUAAAUAAUUCUUAUAAUUAUUCAAGUGAUAUGAAAAAUAUUAAAAAAAAAAAUGAGAAGAGCAUAAAUGAAAUGACUAAGAACUAUGAAGAAAUCCUAAACAAAAAUAAUUUUUAUUAUGUUAUAUACUUUUACAAUUUGAAUAAUUCAUUAAAAUUUACCAAUUAUGUUUGCUCUAUAAGAUUAUUAUAUAGACCAAUAUUAACCCAUGUUUAUUACGAUAAAUCCUUAGAAGAAAAAAAAAAAAAUGAUGAUUUAAAUGAAAGAUUUUUAAUAGUUCUAGAUGCAUUUUAUAAUUUAUUGUGUUUUAAAAUAACUGAAAUAAAAAAUCACGUAAAAAAAUCACAAUGCUUUAAAACAGAAAAUAUUUUUAUAUUGCCAUUAAAUAAAGACAACAAUUUUUUAGAACCAUCUUGUUUUUAUUCCAUAUUUGAUAUAUAUAAUUAUGUAUUCAUAAAUUAUGAUAAUUCUAUAUAUUUUCUUCAUAUAUAUAUGGAUCAUAAUAAUUGUUAUGAUUUUCAAUUUACGCAUAUUUUUGAAAAUAAGUUAGACUAUUUAGAAGUUGUUAAAGAUAAUGAAAAUAUUUUUUAUUAUUCUCUACCAUCUCCUAUAAAAUAUAUAUGGCCAAAUCCUAUAUAUUAUAUAUAUAUGUUUUAUUAUUAUGCUACCUACAUAAUAUAUAAAAUUAAUAAAACAAAUAAAAAAUCAAACCUUCGUAAUCUUCUUUUUCCUUUUUCUUCAAAUGAAAGAAAUAAACAAAUUAACCAUGAAUUAUUAGACAAUAUAUGUAAGUUGAGAGAAAAUAAAUUAAAUUUAAAAAAAGAAAAAAAAAUGAAUAUAAAAGAUAGCGAUGAAACAAAUGUAGAAGAAAAAAUUGAAGUAUCUAUAGAAAAGAGUAACUCCGAUGUAACAGUUAAUGAAUUACUUCCUAUUGAAAAUAAUAAAAUAAGUUUAAAAGGUACAACAAAAAAUUUCCAUCACAAUGAUAAUAUAGAAUCAAGCUUUAAUUAUAAAUCAAGUAUUAGUUCAACAGAAUCAUUAUUUUCUUUUGAUCUAUUUUGUUUAAACCCAUUUAAUAAUAAUAUAAAAAAUAGUAAGUAUAAAAAAUUUGAAAAUGUUUUUAAAGAUAAAUUAAAUAAACAUUCAUUAAAUUACCAAAAUUUAAUUAAGUUGAAGAAAAAUAAUAACAAAGAAUGUGACUAUUGGAUACGCUCUAAAAAGGAAGCAUUGACUUAUAUAAAUAAUUUAAAUAGAAUUUUUGAAAUAUUUUUUUUUUGUAACGACUAUGAAGAAGAAAAUAAAAAAAAAAAGGAAAGUGUAGAAAUUGAUGAUAAAAAUAAAAUAUAUGAGCAUCAAGGUACUUUUUUAGAGAAUUUUUUUUCCUUUUUACUUCAUAAUUUUCUACGUAACCAUAAAAAAUUUCUAAAUAAAAUAAAUAAAAUAUUUAAAUAUAGUUUAUAUGAUAUUAUAGAAGAAUUAGAAAAUAAAGAAGAUACUUGCUACCUAUAUGUUAGUCGUAAUAAUUAUAUUAAUGUUAUAAGUAUUAGUAAGUGUUCAAACAAUUUUUCUCUAAUGAAGGAAUUAAAAAAUAAGAUAUUUUUUCAAAAAAGUAAUUAUAAAAAUUGUGAUUUAUUUAUUUACAGAUAUAUGAAAUUAAAAAAAUUUUCAAAUGAACAUAAUUUUUAUUUACAUCAUAUUAUUCAUAACAUGGGAUUAUUUUUAAAUAUUAUUUGCAAUCAAAUACCGAAAGAAAAUAUAAAAGAAAUAUCUCAAAAAAAAAGAGAGAAUAUAAGAAAAUAUGUAUAUUCUAAGGACAUAUCAGAAGUAAAUUUGAAUAAAACAAAUCAUUCAUGUACAUCUGUAUAUGAUAAAAUUAUUUUUCAGUUUAAUAGUUAUAUAGAUAUAAUUUUAUUUAAAUUCUUAAAAUUAUAUAGUGAUGUUUACGCUUAUAGAGGAAAUAAAUAUGAAUAUACCUUUGAUUCUCGUUCGAAAAAAAAAGAAAUGCGUUAUUUAAUCGUCAAUAUAAUAUUAAAAUAUAUUAGACAAAAUUUAUUUGUAGUAAAUAUAUUAGAUAUAAUUUUAUAUAAAUCCCUCAUUAAAUUAAAUGAUUUAUAUAUCAUAACAUAUAAACUUAUAUAUAAUUAUUUAAAUAACUUAUGUAAUACUCAUUAUUAUGAUAAAUUUAUAACAAAAGAUAGAAUGGAAAGUAUUUUGAAUAUAUCUAUAAUCGUUUUAUAUAAUUUUUUUCUGAAAAAAAAUUAUAAAAAAAAAAAUAUUGAAAUAUUAGAAAAUUCCAUUUUUUAUAGUUUAUUAAAUAGAUUUAAUAACAAAACAGUUUUAUUUUCAGAAAAUGAAGAAAUAAAUAAAAAAUUAAAGGAAGAAAUAUUUGUCUAUUCAAGUGAAAGCAAUUCAAAUCCAUUUUCUAACGACGAACCCAAAAUAAAUAUUUUAGAAAAAAAUGUAAAGAAUGAACAUAUAUAUCAUAUGAUUUUCUAUUUAUUAAGGUUAAAAGAUGAUAAUGCUACAACAAAUAAAGAAGAAAAAAGUGCAUUUGAAAUAAAAAGUGAUUAUGCAUAUAAAAUAAAUUAUAAUAUUUAUUAUAUUGUAUUAUAUAUUAUAUGCAUCUUAAAAAAAAAAUAUGUAUUCCAUUUAUAUACUCUAUUAAAAAUUCUAAAAAAAUAUUGUAAAUUUCAUGUAUCAGAGGUAGUGAUCAAUACAAUAAGAAAGAUGGAUCCAUAUAUUAGCGCUAUAUUAAUUUAUUCUAUUGGUAGAUUUAAUCCCCAUGAUUUUAUGCAGCUAUGUUUAAAAAAUGAGAGAUUUAAUAUAUCUUCUUUAUACAUUAUUAAUGUACAAAACUAUAUAGGUAUAUAUGAUGUUCGCAAAUUUUAUUGUAUAUACUUUCUUUCUAUGAGCUUAAGAUAUAAUAUAAAAUAUUCUAAAAGUUUAAUUCACUAUCUUUCUAUUUUAUUUUAUGUUUUAUUUAAAAACAAGAAAAACAAUCGUCUUUUUCACUGGAAUUAUUUUGGAUUAAAACCACCAUAUGUAAAAUCUUUAAAAAGAACAUGUAAAAAUUCAAAUAAUUUCUUACCUCUUCUUCAAUGUGCAUACAAUUUAAAUAAUAUUGAAUCAAGGGAAGUUAUUGAUAUAAAUGAUUUGCAAUUUUUUUUUGAAAAUUCUUUAAAAAGUCAUAUAUUAACAAUUAAUCAUAAAACAAAUACAAGAACUAGAAAUCAUUCAAUAAGUCAUGAUCAAUCCGAAGAAACCCGUAAUUCAGCCAAUAAUGAUAUUUAUAGUAGAGAAUUAGAUAAGUUAGAAAAGAAGAAUCGAUUCAGCUUAAACAUUAGAAGCUUCCGUUAUAAAAAGUUUAAGAUGAAUAAAAUUAUAUAUGAAUUUUUUUAUAACUAUGAUAUAAUAAAUAUUUCUAAUAAAAAUAUUGAUACAUUUUUUAAUUUGCACACAUGUAAUAACAAUGUAUUUGAUUAUUACUCUUCAAAAAAUAAAAAUGGUGAUGGGAAAUUAGAUGAUGAAAAAAAUUUUAAUUAUGAAGAAAUAAAAAAUAUUUAUAUUAAAUUUAUUAUUUUAAUUCAAAAUAUUGUGUGUCACUAUAUAUAUAAUAUGCUUUGGUUUGAAUUAUAUUAUUUUAUAACUUAUCUUAAAAUUGAUAUAUUAUCUUUUUUUUCUUAUUCGUAUUUUUUUAAAUCAAAUUUAUUUCAAAAUAUAUUUUGGGGAAUAUGCCCUAUUGAUAUAGCUCAGUAUUCUAUUAAUUUUUCAGAUUUCUAUUUUUUAAAUUUUAAUCAUAAAGAAAAAUUAACUCAAGAAAAACACAUUAAUGUAAAUAAAAAAUGUAACCAUUAUUCAGGUAACAAUAAUUCCAUGAAUAAUAAAAGUAAUUUAAAAGAACCUUAUGAAAUGAAUAAUGUGAUUAAAUUCAAUGAUAAAACAUAUGACCAACUUGAAAAUACAAGAAAUAAUAUUUAUUUUAAUAAUGUAAUUGAUGAUAAUUGUAAUAAGAUUAGUAAAUAUGACAGUGAUUAUGGUAAUGACUACAGUAGAAAUUAUGAUAUCAAAAAGAUAUUUUCUAAGGGAAAAUCUUAUAUUAAUAGUAAUUAUAGCAGUAAAGGUAGUAUUAGUGAAACAACAAAUUAUUUGUUAUUUAAGAAUAAAGAUGAUUCUAUUAAAAAUACUCUUAUUGAUGAUAAUUAUAUAGAAUACAUAAAGUAUAUGAAAAAAUUAAAACAUAUAUUUGAUAAAGUGGAGAAAGAAAAUGAAAUGAUUAAUAAAACCUUUUUCGAAAAUGAACAAACAAAUAUUUUCCUUAUUGAUAUAUAUAAAUCUUUUAAAAAUCAUUUUGAUAUUAAAUGUUGUAAAAAAACUAAUAAAAGAAAGGACAAUAUAAUAAAUUAUAACAAACAAAAAAAAAACUAUAUAAAUAAAACAAAAUUAGAAAAUAAAAAGAAAAAAUACAGGGAAAAUAUUCUUUCAUUUAAUAUUUAUAAUAAGCAUACAAGUUAUGUAUUCUUAGAAACAUAUUUCGCACCUUCUGUGUAUAAAUAUAUACCUGUAUAUAAUACAAUAAAAUAUUUGUUUUAUUUUUUUAAUAUUUGUAAUAAAAAUAGUAAUACAGUUCCAAAAAAAUAUUUAAAGUAUCAAAUUAAAAAAAGAAUAUAUGAUUAUGUUUGCAAUUCUAUAAUAGAUCUAAAAAAAAAAAUUAAAGAUAGUAAUAAAUCCCAAAGAAAUAAAACACACUCAGUUAAUGAAUUAUGCUCAUUAUAUAGAAAUGAUAUAAUAUGGUUUUUGUUAAGAAUUUUCAUUUUGUUAAAAUUACCAAUACAUGCUUUAGCUUUAAUCUUAUAUUGCAAAAAUUAUGUAUUGUUAAAUAUUUUAUUAAAUGUUUUUCCAUAUUUACAUCAUAUUUUUAAUUAUGUUUUAAAUAUGAAUGAUUCUCAUUUCUCCUAUAGGAAAAUGGAUAAUGGAAAAGUAAAAAGUUCUAAUAUAGACUACGAAGAAAGUAAAAAACACAAUUUCAUUUUAAUAAACGAACAAUUUAAUAAACAAUUUUGUGAAUACUGUUACUAUUCAAUUUUACAUUAUAAAAAGAAAAAUAUAAUUCCUUUUUCAGUUGAAGUAUUAGAAAUAAUCUAUAAAAAAAAAAUUAAUGAUAAAAGUAACAAUAUGUAUGAUCAUUAUAUGUCAUGCCAUUGUUUGAAUAAUUUAAUUUUUUUAAAAAAAAAAUUAACUUGUAUAAGAAAAAGUAUAUAA